GUUUUUCACUUGUUCGUGGAUGCACACGUUCAGUCUUGGUUUGAGUCUGAUCAUGAUCAAUAAUAUUAAUGAAUGACAUCAUCGGACUGAUCGGAGUGUGAAGCUGCUGAUUGGCUCAAAUUAGCGACACUAACGAUGUCUCUCUCUUCAUGUUUUUUUCGUCCUCACUCGUCCUGCUCGUUGUUAAACCGUCAAAUCUUCUGUCUCUGCUGCUGCGGCUCUCUGCAUGUUGACCGUCUGUUCUGACUGACAAUCAUUCGUUCUUUCUUUCAUCCGUCCAUCUCUGACUCAUCUGUGCAUGUCUGCAUCUGUCCUCGGCCUGUCUUUGUGUCUGUCCGUCUCUUUGGUGUCCCUUCCUCCUGUCCUGAAACCUUGUCUCACCUCCUUCCCUCUUUUUUCCCUCCCCUCCUCAACUGUCCCGCGUUGCAUCAUGGGACAUGUAGGCUUCUACGGUCUGGAUGAGUCCGACCUGGACAAGGUUUUUCGGCUGCCCACCACCACCUUCAUCGGAGGCUCGGAUGGCGCCCUGCCGCUGAAGGAGAUCAUCCGCCGCCUUGAGAUGGCGUACUGUCAGCACAUCGGCGUGGAGUUCAUGUUCAUCAACGACCUGGAGCAGUGUCAGUGGAUCAGACAGAAGUUUGAGACUCCGGGAGUGAUGCAGUUCACUCUGGAGGAGAAGAGGACGCUGCUGGCCCGCAUGAUCCGCUCCACCAGGUUUGAGGAGUUCCUGCAGAAGAAGUGGUCUGCAGAGAAGCGUUUUGGUCUGGAGGGCUGCGAGUCUCUGAUCCCGGCUCUGAAGACCAUCAUCGAUAAAUCCUCUGAGAACGGGGUGGAGAACGUCAUCAUGGGGAUGCCUCACAGAGGUCGUCUGAAUGUUUUGGCCAACGUGAUCCGUAAAGAACUGGAACAGAUUUUCUGUCAGUUUGACUCCAAACUGGAAGCUGCUGAUGAGGUAACUGACUUUUAUUCAACUUCCUAAAUUUGUUCGACAGUGCGCAGCGGUGAGGAGUCUGAGCUGCCUCUGCCUCUUCCCUCGCCCUUCAGUUUCCUCUCCUCCAGGGUCGACUGAUACCGAUUAUUCGCGGUCAUUGCGCCCGAUGACUGACACUCGUUCACAGCACAAAAACUACAAA
Plectropomus leopardus (leopard coralgrouper) is the source of this 1133-nucleotide messenger RNA. The record is from RefSeq and is a predicted model, not a curated record. NCBI's taxonomy places the organism in Eukaryota, Metazoa, Chordata, Actinopteri, Perciformes, Serranidae.